Messenger RNA from Colletes gigas, 3885 nucleotides. RefSeq lists its product as uncharacterized. Gene Ontology annotation, biological process: centriole elongation; cilium assembly. Gene Ontology annotation, cellular component: nucleus; centriole; centrosome. The transcript has 3 exons. Gene Ontology annotation, molecular function: tubulin binding. The record is from RefSeq and is a predicted model, not a curated record. The coding region runs from base 4 to 3783 and encodes 1259 amino acids. NCBI's taxonomy places the organism in Eukaryota, Metazoa, Arthropoda, Insecta, Hymenoptera, Colletidae.
AAAAUGGAUUUAGAAGCAACUAUAGUUGAACGUUUGCACAAAUUAAAACAAUGGCAAUUGGAGCAACAAGAACGACUAUUAAAACAGCAACAAAUGCAAAGAGAGAUAUUAACUCAGAAACAAGAUUCUGUGUAUAAAGUACUUGAAAUAUCAUUACAAGAACUUAAUCUUGAUGAAAGUAUGCAACAUACUAAUAAUUCAAAUAAAAUUGAAGUUAAUAGUGAAACUGACGAUGAAGUAUUAGUUAUGGUGCAUAAUGAAUCACAGAACAAAGAAAAUUGUGCAGAAAUGUUACAUAGUAAUGAAUCAUAUACUAGUCAAGAUGGAAAUAAUUUUGACAAUUCGAUUUUUCAACGACAGUUAUCUAAUGAAAAAUUAUUAAAAAAAAGCAUGCCAAUAUCUGAUACAAAAAUUAUUGAAAGCUCAACAAUACUUUCACCAAAACAUAAGAAAGAAAUAGAACAAUUUAUUAUAGAUGGAGUAAUACCAUUGCCAUGUAAUAGAACAUCAAUUAGUAAUAUUUGCAUCGACGAUAUACCAGUCCCUUCUCCCAAAAAAGAUUUCCAUACAUUACUAGAAGAAAGAUUAAAAGACUGUGAAAAUGUACCUUACGAAAGACCUAAUAAUAAUUCAGCAUAUAAAGUAAAAAGACCAUUUUUAAGGAAAGGAGAAGGUUUGUCCAGGUUUAAAUCAAAUCAAGAAACACAAUUACCUAAGAUAAGAAAUAGAUCACGCAGUGCAUCAUUUUCUGCUGGUAUACAAUCUGAUUCUAAACACUCUAAGAACAAAACUAAAUCUAAUAAUAUUAAACAAACUUCCAAAAAUGUACAAUUAACAAAAAAUACGAGGUGUACAAAUUCAUCGCAAAAACAUUUGUGCUUAAAAAAUGUUCCACUGCCAAAGAAGAAAAUUCGCAGCAAGUCUGAAUCUAAUACUUCGUGUAUUCGAUCGGACAAUCGUAUUAAUAAAGUUGGGAAUAAUGUUGAAUUAAAUACUUCAGAUUUUCAUUCAAGAACACAAAAAGAAAUGGAGGAAGUUAGAAUUUUUGAAUUGUUAGAAGAAAAAGCUGAGAAUUCUAGCUUCUGUUCUACAUCUAGUACAGUUGUUGCAUUUCUACAACAAUCAACACCAUUUAAAAAGAAAAGAGGAUGUAUUAAUCCAGAUAACCACAAGGUUAAUAUAAAACAACACACUAGUCCAAUAAUUAAAAAUCUUAAGGAUUUGCCAGUUCAGAAGCCUAAUGCUUACAUAUGUACAACUACUAAUAAAAGUGAUAAUUCUUAUUGCGAUUUAAAACCUCUUGUGAACCAAAAUGAGUUACAUUCAUCCUUAAUGAAACAUAAUAUGCAUAAAAGUAUAAAUCCUUUGCAAAAUGGUAAAGAAAACAAUAAAAUAGAUAGAAGUAUAAACGGACAUGCUCCUUUAAAAAACCAAGUUCAAUCGACACACAAUGUACAAAACUUUUAUGACAUUCCUAAUGUUGAGGGUGAUGUGGACGUUAGUCUUCAUGUUAGAUUUUCUGAAUAUAACGAGUACAAAACUAUUGGAUUAACAGACACAUCUACUAUAUCAACCGAAUCAGUGACGAUACAAAAUUUCUGUGAUGAAAAUGUAUGGAACGAUGACCGUUCAACUCCGGAAAUGUCCGAUACCGAAACGAUACGAAUACCAUUUGAAGUAUCACAGUCAUCUGCAAUGAUGCAAGAUAAAACACAAAAUAAUAAUCUCAAAUUUGCGCUCGAGCAAUGCAACAUACAAGAAUUAAAUUAUAAGGUAAAAAAUAUUGGUAGUAUGAAACAAAAGGAUGAUUUUAAUUAUAACAAAGAUAUACAUCAACAUGUUUAUCAUAACAAUGAUUCAGAAUUCUCAGACACUACUGAUCAGUUCCUUGACAAUGAUAAUGAACAAAGUAUUUUAAAUGAACAUAAUACAAAAAAUGUAACGUCACAGGGCACUAAUAAUUCUCAUAAUACUGAAGAAUUAGAGAAAUGUAUAGAAAAACAUAAUAGUAGAAAAAUAGAAAAUUGUGUAGAUAGUUAUAAUAAUGUAUCUAUAAUCGAAGAUCAGAAAAUUGAAGAAAAUUUACAAAAAAUGAAUGAAACCAUAUUCAAGUCAGAACUUUUAAAAAAUCGUCUUCUGGAGCUUGAACAAGAGAUUAAUAUAUUUCGUAAAGAAAAUACAGCUUUAUCUAUUCAACGAAAAAAAUUACAAGAAGAUCAGAGAUCUUUACAUAAGGAAUAUGCAGAAAAGGAAAAAUAUUUUGAAGAUAAUAAAAAACAAGCGGAAGAUCGUUUACAAGAAGAAAGAAAAAAAUUAGUUCGGGAAAAAACUGCAUUAGAAAAUAGAAUGCGAGAUGCACAAGAGAAAGCUCAACAAAGUAAAAUAGAAAGGCAAGAAAUGCAAAAUUUGAAACAAGAAUUGGAAAAAUUAAGGGACGAAAUACAUCUAAAAGAAAGUAGAUGGAAUGCUGCACAAUCCAGACAUAAGUGUCAAGUGAGAAUAUUAAAAAUGGAAAAUUCAAAAUUGAAACAAGAAAUUGAGAAACUACAAAAUUCGAAGAAAGGAAAUAUUAGAUAUAAGGGGAAAUCUGGAACUUUCUCAAAUACAAAGUCAAUUCAUCAAAUUAAUAAACAACUUAAUAUGCAAUUUAAAGAAAGUAAAAAGGAUAAUAAUUCGUUGUCGGACGACAGUGAUCAUAAAUUGGUAAAGUCAAUGAUGAAUAACAUAACUGAUACGAUUGAUACUCAAAAUGUAAAACAAGAUGAAUAUAAUUGCAACAGUAAUAAGAAUGUUAUGAAUGAAAAUGUAGAGAAAUGUCGGACAAGCAUGGAAAAUGUUAAAAAACGUAAUUUGUAUGAAAAUUUAAUUAAAGAAGCAACAUCUGAUUUAACAGACAUUCAAGAACAACCUUGUACUUCAGAAAAUUUAAAUGAAUCUAUGCCUGAUUUAAGUAAUGAGUUAAAAAAAUUAAGCAGAACAAUAAAUUGUAUUGAAGAUGAUUCUAAAAAAUCAAGUACAGACACUAAUGUUGCACUUUUUACAGAUCAUAUCAGUCCAAAUAACAAUGUUCAAAUACAUGUACAAAAUGAAAAUGUACAUUUAAUAUCCCCUACUAAAGUGUCUCAUGAAAACCAUGAUCAAAAAUUAAUGCCAACACCAUCUGAUAAAAUAUCAUCAAGCGCAUAUAUGAAAACUGUGCCUUCAUCUUGCCAAAGUAACUCUAACAUUGAUAAACAAGGUAUAAGACAAAUUCAACAUCCGGAUGGACGUGUUGAGUACUGGUAUCCAAAUGGAAAUGUAAAAAAAAUCUUUCCCGAUCAAGGUUUAACUAAGUUGAUAUAUUAUAAUGGAGAUGUUCGCGAAACUAAUAAAAAUGGAGAAGUAAAAUAUUUCUAUGCAUCAACUCGUACAUGGCAUAUAACAAUGCCAGAUGGCUUAGAGAUUUUAGAAUUCGCCGAUGGUCAAGUAGAAAGACGUUCGCAUAGUGGUAUGAUAGAAGUAUCUUUUCCAGAUGGUUCAAUACGAGUUUUAGAAUCCAAUGGUACUGAAAACUGGACAUUACCAAAUGGAACAUUAAUUCAAACUUUUACUAAUGGAGAAAAAAUUCUUACUUUACCAAAUGGACAACGCGAAAUACAUACUAAAGAUCAUAAGAGGCGAGAAUAUCCUGAUGGUACUGUUAAAUUCAUCUACCCUGAUGGUACUCAAGAAACACAAUAUUCUAAUGGCAGAUUACGCCUUAAAGACAAAGAUGGUAAUCUUUUACGAGAUACAUAUCAAUAAAAACUGCAAAUGUUGUGAUAGAUGUAAUGUAUGAUUAAAAGUAACAUCUCGUAGGGAAGACAGAAUUCUAUUUGAAAUCAUGCAUAUGAUAUACUAUAUUUU